ACAGGUAACCAGGUGAAGAAGCUGGACAUCCUGGCGAGUGAUCUGAUCAUCAACAUGAUCAAGUCCUCUUUCACCUCCUGUCUGCUGACAUCUGAAGAGAAUGAAAAAGCCAUCGUGACAGAGCCACAACAGAGGGAGGAACAGAACUCAGCAUGUCGGACCAGUCGGCGUUUGACACGGACGUAUGGACCCUGACCCGGUUUGUCAUCGAGACCGGCCGCCAGGCUAAGGGGGCGACCGGUGAGCUGACCCAGCUCAUCAAUGCCAUGCUGACUGCCAUCAAAGCCAUCUCCUCUGCUGUGCGGAAGGCAGGCCUGGUCCACCUGCAGGGCUUGGCAGGCGCGGUGAACGUGACAGGAGACGAUGUGAAGAAGCUGGAUGUGCUGUCCAAUGACCUGGUCAUCAACAUGCUGCAGGCCUCCUACGGCACCUGCUGCAUGGUGUCCGAGGAGAACAAGGAGCUCAUCAUCACUCCCAAAGACAAGAGGGGGAAGUACGUGGUCUGUUUCGACCCUCUGGACGGCUCCAGUAACAUCGACUGCUUGGCUUCAAUCGGCACCAUAUUUGCCAUCUACAAACGGGAAUCAGAGGGGGAGCCCGUCGAGAAAGAUGCGCUGCAGCCAGGGAAGAAUAUUGUUUGUGCAGGCUACGCCCUGUAUGGCAGCGCCACCCUGGUGGCCCUCAGCACCGGCGCCGGCCUCAACUUCUUCAUGCUGGACCCAGCCGUCGGUGAGUUCAUCCUGAUUGAGAGGAACGUGAAGAUCAAGCAGAAGGGGAAGAUCUACAGUCUUAACGAGGGCUACGCCAAGUACUUCCACCCCUCCAUCAACGAGUACCUCAAGCACAAGAAGUACCCAGAGGAUGGCAGCUCCCCCUACGGAGCUCGUUAUGUGGGCUCCAUGGUGUCAGAUGUUCACCGCACCAUCGCCUACGGAGGGAUCUUCAUGUACCCCGCCAACGAGAAGAGCCCCAAAGGAAAGCUGAGGUUGCUCUACGAGUGCAACCCCAUCGCUUUCCUCAUCGAGCAGGCGGGAGGCCUCGCCACCACCGGCACUCAGAGGAUACUGGACGUUCAGCCUGAAGCGCUCCACCAGCGGGUUCCCUUCGUGGUCGGCUCCCCUGAUGACAUCAAUGAGUACCUGUCCUUUGUCAAGAAGUACCAGUAAAGCUGCAGCAGCUACAUCAGGAUUCUCCGGAUAUUUCUAUAUAUUUGUAGUUGUCUUUGAAUCUUUGUGUAAUAGUUGUGAAAUGAAGAGCUCAGAGGAUAAUUGUUUUGCAACUACUAUGAAUGUUUGAGUUGUCAACACUUAAAGAUUACUGAAAUUUUGGUAAGAUCUCAGGAAAAAUUAUACUACACAGAAAAAAAGAUGUUAUUUAUCACUGAUAGGCAAACAAAACCUCAAAAAUACAGUCAUGACAAGUCUGUCCUCCUCAGCUUCCUGUACAUUUCAGCUUGUCUUUGUUAGAGCUGAAUUAGACGCACAGCGUUUCAUUAAGGUCAACAUUUCAAAGUCAUUAAAAGAACAUUUUUCAAAAACAAA
This is a messenger RNA of Acanthopagrus latus (yellowfin seabream), 1541 nucleotides long. RefSeq names its product fructose-1,6-bisphosphatase 2 (gene fbp2). The record is from RefSeq and is a predicted model, not a curated record. Gene Ontology annotation, biological process: sucrose biosynthetic process; gluconeogenesis; fructose 1,6-bisphosphate metabolic process. Gene Ontology annotation, cellular component: cytosol; cytoplasm. The coding region runs from base 153 to 1166 and encodes 337 amino acids. Lineage: Eukaryota; Metazoa; Chordata; Actinopteri; Spariformes; Sparidae. The transcript has 8 exons. Gene Ontology annotation, molecular function: fructose 1,6-bisphosphate 1-phosphatase activity.